This is a messenger RNA of Gaeumannomyces tritici R3-111a-1, 363 nucleotides long. RefSeq lists its product as hypothetical. The transcript has a single exon. The coding region runs from base 1 to 363 and encodes 120 amino acids. The record is from RefSeq and is a predicted model, not a curated record. NCBI's taxonomy places the organism in Eukaryota, Fungi, Ascomycota, Sordariomycetes, Magnaporthales, Magnaporthaceae.
AUGGCCCCCUGCAUACACGCAUCUCCCCACUCGAUAUGGUUCAGCACGGCGGCAAAUCCUUCUGGCAAGCGAGCCAACGGUCCGCGGCAAAGACGGAAGCUCGUGUCUGGCCAUGUUGCACGAGCCUUUACGCGGGGUCCGAUCAUCUCUGGGAUCCUUUGGCCGAUCCGAGGUCUCGAGCUGAUAAUGUCAGACGCCGUGUACCCCCAACCUGGAGACAAUGCCCAGAGGGACACUCCUGUCGGCGGCUUGACAGACCGAAAUGGGACCCGGCUCGGAGAUGAUCUGGACGGCAGCUAUUGGUGGAUAAAGUCAGCUCAGUGUAAUCAUGCUGCUAUUUCCUACACGCGCGCCCACAGCUGA